Molecule: messenger RNA, 1659 nt
Organism: Conger conger (European conger)
Lineage: Eukaryota; Metazoa; Chordata; Actinopteri; Anguilliformes; Congridae
Gene: tbx4
Product: T-box transcription factor 4
Exons: 9
Coding region: 67-1659 (530 amino acids)
Biological process (GO): regulation of transcription by RNA polymerase II; angiogenesis; positive regulation of DNA-templated transcription
Cellular component (GO): nucleus
Molecular function (GO): RNA polymerase II cis-regulatory region sequence-specific DNA binding; DNA-binding transcription factor activity, RNA polymerase II-specific
Source: RefSeq, a predicted model, not a curated record
GCCGUGGAACGCAAACUGUCCUUUGAACUGAUAUGGAGGAUUCCUGUAUAUAUAUUUCAUGAGGAGAUGCUACAGGAGAAGGUCUCGGCUGGGACAGAUGAAGGCGUGACCGUGGACCCUCCGGCCGGACCUCCAGAGCCCGUCCCCAAGACCUCUCAUCUGGGGCCGGCUGCGUCGGCCACCACGCCACUCAGCAAUGAGCCUGAUCAGAAUAUCAAGAACAUCAAAGUGUUCCUUCAGGAACGGGACCUGUGGAAGAAGUUCCACGAGGCUGGGACUGAGAUGAUCAUCACCAAAGCUGGAAGGCGGCUGUUCCCCAGCUACAAGGUGAAGUUGACAGGGAUGGACCCCAAAACCAAGUACAUCCUACUGGUUGAUGUUGUCCCUGCCGACGACCACCGCUACAAGUUCUGUGACAACAAAUGGGUACCAGCAGGGAAGGCAGAGCCAGCCAUGCCCGGCCGGCUGUAUGUCCACCCAGACUCACCUGCCACCGGGGCCCACUGGAUGCGUCAACUGGUCUCCUUCCAAAAACUGAAGCUCACCAACAAUCACUUGGACCCGUUUGGGCACAUCAUCCUGAACUCCAUGCACAAGUUCCAGCCGAGGCUACACAUCAUCAGGGCUGACGAGAACAACACCUUCGGCUCCAAGAACAACGCUUUCUGCACUCACAUCUUCCACGAGACCGCCUUCAUCUCCGUCACGUCCUACCAGAACCACAAGAUCACCCAGCUGAAGAUCGAAAACAACCCCUUCGCCAAGGGCUUCCGGGGCAGUGACGAGGGGGACCUGCGUAUGACGCGUCUGCAGGGGAAAGAUUACCCCGUGGUCUCUAAGAGCAUGGUCAGACCGAGGCUGGUCUCCUCACACAGACACCUGACGGGGAAGCUGUCAGGGCACCUACAGGCCCUUCCUCACUAUCAGUAUGAGGGCGUCAGUCCCGCGCCCAACACUGACUCACAGGAGCACCCCGAAAACCGAUUCUCCUCCGGCAGAGAACCAGGCCUGCUUUACCACUGCUGCAAACACAGAGAUAGCAGCCGACACUUGGAGCUGGGGUGCAAACGGCCGUACCUGGACACAGUGCCACCUGCUGUCACAGAGGAGCGCUACUUCCGCUCCCCUCCCUCCUUCGAGCCCCCGCUGCUCUCCCACCCGUACUGCGGCGAGGCGCUGAGCUCCCGAGAGGCCUGCAUGUACAGGGGCAUGGAGGGGGAGCUGGGGGCGGCGGCCCCCGACGACCUGACGCCCCCUUCCCUGAACUGCAACGUGUGGGCGUCAGUGCAGCCCUGCCCCAGGUACCACGUGCAGACGGUGGAGGCCAUGCCCUACCCGCCUUUCACCGCCCACUUCACCAGCCCUGGCUCGACCGCUGCCCCCACCGCCGUGCCCCAGAUCCCUGCCUCCACCCAGUCCCCCACCCGGCCUGUCUACCGCCCAGGGGCCCCGUCCCCCGCCCCUUCCUCAACACCGGUCCCCAACCUACAGGACAGAGGCUCCCACCCUUCCGCCUACCCCAGGAAUCCCGUACCCUCCCCGCUGCCCCACAGAGACUAUCCGACAGUCCCCCUGCAAAACCCCCCCUCAGUUCGGGACCCUCACUACCUGCAUCAGAUGGGGCUGAGUUGCACGGGGGGACGCUGGACUGACAGCUAA